Nipponia nippon (crested ibis) is the source of this 1113-nucleotide messenger RNA. The record is from RefSeq and is a predicted model, not a curated record. Lineage: Eukaryota; Metazoa; Chordata; Aves; Pelecaniformes; Threskiornithidae.
AUGCCUGCUGUCCAGGGGCCUGGCCUGAACAGCUCUUCCAAUGGGAACCGCGUUUGGCUGUGCGGUGCCAGCACAGGCUCCCGCACCGGGCACGAUGCCAAACUACAGAACCAGUUCCCCCGAGAUGCGAAGCUCCACCGGUGCCACCGGGCACAGGGGCGUCUUGCUCAACAUCAAAGCUGUGCAGCCCAGACGGGCUCUGAGGAGAAGCAGCAGCAGCGCGGUGCCCGAGCGAGCAGCCCAGCAGCAAGGCAGCUUUACCGGGUCUUGCCUAGUGGCAUUCUGGCUAUUGACAAGGCCAGGGAGCCCAUCACCUUAGUACUGGCAGAAGAUGGCACCAUUGUGGAUGAUGAAGACUACUUUUUGUGUCUGCCAUCUAACACCAAGUUUGUGGCACUGGCCAAGAAUGAGAAAUGGUCCAGCAGAAGCUUAGACAGUGGAACAGGCUGGCUCUCGGAGUCUGUGGAUGAAGUGGACGGUGCUGCGGAGAAGUGGAAGCAGUUGGCCAGGCAGCUGAAGGAUGACCUGUCUAAUAUCAUCUUGAUGUCUGAAGAAGACCUCCAGGUGCUUAUCGAUGUCCCACGUUCAGACCUGGCAGAAGAACUUGCCCAAAGUCAAACCAAGAUCCAAGUAUUGCAGGACACCCUGCAGCAGGUGCUGGACAGACGAGAAGAAGAACGCCAGUCAAGACAGCUCCUGGAACUCUACCUAGAGGCCUUGAAAAAUGAAGGCAGUAUCUUAAGCAAAGUAGCAGAAUCUGGGACUGUACCAAGAAAGGAGAUGGAUGUGGUUGACGCAGGUACCAGCAGUACAGGCCCUUCAGCCAAAACGGCGCUCAGUGACCAGAUCCUUGCUGCUCUGAAAGAGAAACCUGCUCCAGAGCUCUGCUUGGACAGUCGAGAUCUAGAGCUGGUCUUGAAAGAAGACACACAAGCCCUGGCCUCGGCUCUGAGAUGGGACAAGCAGAAAGCUGAAGCUCUGCAGCAAGCCUGUGAUCAGGAGCUCUCCAAGCGGCUACAACAAGUGCAGACUUUGCAUUCCCUAAGGAGCACGUCAAAGGGCAAGAAAACACUGCCCUGGGGAGACUGGCUUAGUUCAAAACGCAAAAAAUAA